Adineta steineri is the source of this 1395-nucleotide messenger RNA. The record is from the annotation of a GenBank genome assembly. Lineage: Eukaryota; Metazoa; Rotifera; Eurotatoria; Adinetida; Adinetidae.
AUGCCAACCGAUCGAGCAACUAAUCUUGUUGAGCGAACCAAUGUUGAUGGAAAUGUUCGACAGAAAUCAUUCUAUCGUUCAUUUAUUCAAUUUCUUUUUUCAAAUCUUGGUUUAGUUAUAACUAUUUGUGCGUAUACUAUUGGUGGAGCUUUUCUUUUUCAAUUACUUGAACAAUAUAUUGAAUUACAAAAUUGUCAGCAAGGAGCUUUAACUGAAAAUAUAUCAAUAACAAAUAUAUCUGAAACAGUAUAUAAUUAUAUUGCUAUCUCAGAUGAUAAUGUCACGACAAUGUAUGAAACUAUAGUUUACUUUUUAACAAACCUUACUAGUGAUAUAUAUGAACGUCGAAAUGAUUUACGAUAUACAGGACAAAAUUGUGAAACAACAUCCGGUUGGAAUUUUCCAUCAGCUUUACUUUUUACAAUAACUGUUGUAACAACAAUUGGUUAUGGACAUAUAACACCAGUAUCAUGGGAAGGACAAAUAACAUGCAUUUGUUAUGCAUUAAUUGGUAUACCAAUAUUUCUUCUUUGUUUAUCAAAUAUAAGUUCAGUACUUGGUGAUAUAUUUCGAUUUUUAUAUUCGGGUUUAUUACAUUGCUGUUGUUGUGCUUGUCGUGUUUAUACACGAGCUCGUCGUCGACGAAUACGUGAACUUCGUGAAGCACAAAUAAGAAAUCCUGGUGGAAUCAAUUAUACUGGUACAGCAUCAAUGGAUCCAAGUUGGCCUGAAACAUCCCGUAAUCAAGAUGGAGGAUAUGGUGAUGAUGACGAAGAUGAAGAUGAUUAUGAUAUUUUUGACCGAAUGGAAGGUCGUGUACCAUUUGGUGCAGUUAUUUUAAUUAUUAUUGGUUAUAUUUGUCUCGGAGCAGUUAUGUUUAAUAAAUUUGAAGGUUGGACAAUGACUGAAUCAGUUUACUUCUGUUAUAUUACAUUAUCAACAAUUGGUUUUGGUGAUUACGUACCUGGUAUAACAUCAAGUUCAACAUCCGGUUUACGUUUCUUACUUGCAUGCCUUUAUAUACUUUUUGGUUUAGCAAUAUUAGCAAUGUGUUUUGAUUUAAUCAAGGAAGGCAUUGUUGAUAAAUUCCGUUGGUUUGCUAAUAAACUUGGUAUUAUUGCUGAUGAAGAUAAUCAAGUCGAUGAAGAUACUACGAAAUAUGCUAAUUUUGAAUAUGAUACAUCAAAUGAACAACAGACACAACCAGGAUCAAGACCAAAUAGUGGUAAACGUGCGCAAGGAAAACCAAAAUUAAGUGAAUCAUUUAGUGAACCACCAGCUUAUGAAUAUGAUGCUGCAGAUGGACAAUGGAUGACAAAUAUUCGAGAUAAAAAUGAACGAACAGGAGGUAUUGGUAACAAAAAUGGAAUUAGAAUGAAUAAUGAUAAACAUUAA